AUACAAAUGAACUAAAGUUUUUUUGUGACAAUGUCUGCAUCUGUUGAUUAAAAUUUGAAACAUAAUAAGCUUCUAAACAAGGUCAACAGUUUUCAUCAACUGAUCGUGAACAAAAUAAUUAAAAAUAUCUGUGUAUUAUGAUUGUGGUUCUAAAGAAUGUACCUUUUGCGUUUCUAAACCAUCAAAUCAAGUCUCCGUGUCCGCGAAAAUGAUCUGUACUUUGUUUUUCGCAAUCACAACGUUACAUGAACAUGGAUGACCUAAAAUGCGAAUAUGUGAAGAGAAAAAGAUGUUUGGGACAGACAAAAAGUGUAAAUUAAAGAUUUGAUAAUGUUCACCCUAGUUACUUGUCAGUAGAAUUCAACGUAUUCACUUCCUCAAUCUUGAUCUGUGUUUUGUUCGUACUCAAAGGUGAAAAUGUGAUGUGUCAAAUUGAUUGUUUACCUCGGGACAGGUGAGUGGAUUGUAGAAGUAGUACGUCAGGGCGGCGGGAGGCGGGCGGCAUGUCUGGUCGGUCAAGCCCCGUGAAUGGCGGCUACGAGUCCGCAAGGCUCACCGUCCGUAAAGAUCUGUUCCCUGAUGUGAGGGUUCCAAAACUAGGAGCUUCUUCCAAGGACGAUUUAGACGAAAUAGAAACUGAUGAAUCAGCGUCUGGCGUGAAGCUUGAGACUGAUUUCGAGCAAAGCAUUGACGAAAUUGCCAAUAAAAAGGUUCAGGCCAAUGGGGUCCAGCCGCCUCCUAGAACCCGCCAUAAGAAACACAAGCAGCGUUCCCGGCGAGAUACUAAACAUCUUAAUGGGUAUCUACCCACAGAAAGUAAACGUAAAAAACACCGACAUAGAACUCGUUCAAUGAACAAUACAGUGCAAAUUAUUAGUGGAAAAAACUUAAGCUUAGUGAGUAGUAGUAAGUAUCGGGAUUAUGAUGAAGAAAUGCAAGAUGCAGAGGAAGAACAACGAGUUGAGGAGGAGGAGGAAGAUGUGGAGGAAGUGCCUGAACAAGAAGAAAGUUCAGACGAUGAAGUGCUCAAGUGCAGUGUUAAGUUACCAUCAGUAAUAUGUAUGCAGCGUCAAAGUGGCAAACCAUAUAGUCAUGAACUUAGUCAAUUAUCUACCAAGAAGAGUAAAAAAGAUUCGAAAGAAAGAAGAACUCAUGCAAUCACACCUUGUAGUGGCAAACCCCGCUCAAUGUUAAAUAUUUGUUCACGCAGUAAAAAGAAAGCAAGGAAGACAGAGUCAACUACCACUUAUCAAAGCCAAAUUAUAGAUACAAAUUCUAUUAAAAUUAAAAUACGAAGAACAAGUUUACAUGAACCUAAAAUUACACCAGUUCCUGUCCCGGUCUUAGACGUUAGCCAGAGAAAGUCUAAAAAGAGGCGAACUAUUUCACCGGUUGCCAGUGAGAGCUCCGGUGAAGAAUACGACCCUUCACGCGGUGAUACCGCAGCAGCCAUGAGUGUCGCCGCACCGAAACCCCGGCAUCCACGUCCUAAAACUCCCAAGACUCGUAAAUCUAACACCAAUAAAAAAAAAAAAGAAAAGACUGAAAGAAAUAGAAUAAGUGCGGUGCAAAAUAAAGACACAGGACCACAAAGUCCAUGGGGAAUGUCAAUGCCUCGUGAAGUGCUGUUGAAGAUAUUUGAUUAUGUGAUCUCUUCACUCGGCACGUUACCAUCUGUAAUAAGAUUAGGUAGAGUUUGUAAAUUAUGGCACAGCGUUAGUUGCACACCAGAUCUGUGGAAGAGCGUUGAUCUUGCGCAAUACACGAUCGAGAAAUGUAAAACAGAUUACAAACUGGUCUGGCUCCUCGAAAAUCGUUUAUCUCAAUGUCAAAGCUUAAAUAUUGCUCAAUGGAAGGUCUGCAACAUAGGCUGGGUGUUGACGAGCGUGGCGGAAUGCUGCCCGAACCUGACCGAGCUCAGCGUGGCAGGCUGGAGUCGAAUAACAGCUGAACAACUGUACGAAAUACUUAGAUCCUUACCAAAUUUACAAAGAUUGGAUCUAUCAUUUGCGUCCGAAACCGGCGGCUCGGGUUCGUGUCUCACGGCGGCUUCGAUGGCACGUGUGUGUGAAAACUUCGGCGAGCGACUCACGCAUCUCACUCUGGCGAACAACAAGUUCACAGCCUUGUCUCAGAUACUUUCCUCUGUUGCGGCGCACUGUAAGAAUCUGGAAGUGUUGGACAUAUCCGGAGCUCAGGCCACGACGCACCCGGCGGCCGUGCCCCUCGAAGCCCUGCAGAAGGGCUGCCCAAAGAUGAGAGUCUUCAGAGCGGCCAACGCGCAACUGAUUUUGGCGUCCGCGACAACGUCACAACAGAUGGAGACGAACGGCUGGACGCAGCUGGAGGAGCUGUCGGUGGCGGGCGAGGCGGCGGCGGAGCGCGUGGCGGUGGGCGAGUACCGGCUGGGGGACGACGCGCUGAGCCGGCUGGUGCGCGGCGCCACGCGGCUGCGGCUGCUGGACCUGCGCGGCCUGCAGCGACUGUCCGACUCCGGCCUCGUGCGCGUGCCGGCCUGGGACCUGCAGCAUCUCUUCCUUGGAGGCUGUAACGUGACGAGGCAAAGCAACGCGUGUCUGGAGUUGAUCUGCGAGAAGUGGUCGCACAGCCUGCUGGAGCUGGACCUGUCGUGGGCGUCGGCGGCGCGGGUGCUGGACGACGCCGUCUCCGCGCUCGCUGAUUCCACCACCAGCAAACUGAGAAUACUAAAUCUGUGCGGUUCUUCUGUCUCAUUGGAACCGGUGAAGAAAGUUCUGCUCAGGUGUCCGCACUUAGAAUACUUGAACCUCAGUUCCUGUCGAGCCUUACCUAGGGGGAUGAAACGGUCGUAUGCGGGAAAAGAACUGCAAGAUCUCAAAGAUAGCUUCGAUCCCGUCAAAAUAAAAGCGAAAGAAGAGAAAGACGUUGAAACCACGACACCAAAAAAAGGAACAAAAAAGACUCAACCAGAUUCAAAGUCUGAUACUGAUGCGAAGGAAACAAGCGGUGAUCUCACAUCUGCCUCUGAUACUAAGAUUGAUUCAAAUUCUCUAAAUGAAAGCGAAAGUAAAUCUUUCCAUUUCCAAGAACCCAAAAGUCUCUCCGACGUCGGCUUAAGUGAAAAACUUUCUUCAUCCCUAGAAUUCAUUUCUAAAUCUUCUAUUGAUGGUAAAACCAUAAAUAGUAAGACGAGUGAUUUAUUCACAAGCAAAGACAGUAUUGAUUCUGCCACUUCCGUCCUAGAGGAAAGGAGGUUCACCAGAGACGUUACUCCGAAACUUUUGAGUCCAAUGUCGCAGUCUAGGCCCGAUUCCUCGUCCACGCCGAGGUCAGAAUCGAAAUCAGAUUUUGGUAGUCCCCACUUUAGUCCCGUGCCAAAACCGGACAGUCAAGUUCAGAACAGCCCCGAUGUACAGACAGAGACAAUAAAGAACAAUUCGUGGCAUUUGGGCACUUUCAAAUCAACUCCCACCUACAAGUCGGAAGCGAGUCCUCUCAAUAGAAUAGAUAGCAGUAGUAAAAUGAAGCACAACAAAAUGAUAGAACAGUGCAGUCCCACCACGUCCCUCGAGAACACAAACAAACGCAGUCCUGAUGUACAGGGUGUUAAACAGGACAUAAAGAAUCCCAACACUUGGAACUACGGGAAUUAUAGUCCUAUGCCCAGACAAGACAAUCAGUUUUCCUCUCAAAGAAGUCCAUACUCUGCUCAACCGAGUCCAGCCCAGCCUAGUCCGUAUUCAACUCAACCGAGUCCCUACUCAGCACAACCCAGCCCGUACUCGUCGCAACCUAGUCCGUACUCAGCACAGCCCAGUCCCGACACUAGUCAAAUAGUCAAGCCAGAUCUGCCCAAGUCGGGAGCUUGGAACACGGGCAACUACAGCCCAAUGCCCAAACAUCAUGCACCGUUUUCUCCUCAUCCGUCGACCCACACCAGUCCGGAUCCAGGCAUAGGUAUGAAAGCUGACAGCUUAAGAAAUAAUCCAAACAAAACCCCCGGACAAUACAGUCCUAUGUCGCGACAAGAUCGACUGCAUCACAGUCCGUAUUCGCCGAGACCCAGCAUAGAUAAUACAGUUUACAGCAAUAAAAAGAGCCCCGGCGUCGGUAAUUACAGUCCAAUGAUGCGACCGGACUAUCACCUCCCGAGCCCCGACAGAGGUCCGACCUCCCGCACUUCGAUGAGCGGACGAAGUGCUGAACUUUACGCACGGAACGUUUCCAAAGUUCCCGAUUUAUUACAUAACAUACCGCUUCCAGAUAACAGCUGGGGAAUUGAAAAGUUUAAUCAGACAGCCGUCACUCCCACUUCAACGAUAGAAUCUUUAGUGUGGGGUACGCCUUCGUUCAAUGCAGAGCCGCCGUCGACCGUGUCCGGUCGCAGCGAGAACGUUCCCUCCGCGCCGACAUUGAACACGCCGCCGCCGCGGACUUGGACCGAGUUGCCUUCGUUUGAAUCUAGUGUUCGAAGACUGAACGACAAUUUAAGUGAUCCGUGGAGUGUGGGACAAUUCCGCGUCGAGCCCCCGCACGCCGUGCACAAUCAUUUUGUUGAGCAAAACGUUAAUUUUGAUUCGUUGAGUUCUCAUCAUCUGGGACAUCAGACGCAAUCGCUAUCAAACUUCUUGGACGACGGUUUCUCGGAAACGUCGCGCGUCGACUGACCGUAUUAAAGUGCUUGCAGUAUAGUUUCUCGAAUAAUAUCAACAUUCACGACAUUGUAUUGUUCGAAAACGCAUAUUUCUAUGAAGCGAACACUAGGGUGAUAUAAAUUACAAUUGAUUGAACAAUUAUAUAUAGUUUGUAAAUAAGAUUAUGUAGUUAGAACAUAAGAGUAAGGAAGCUAGUAAAUGCAGUAUGUUUCGCAGGCAUCAUUAAAAUAGUUAAUUAACUGAUAGACUAUCGACAUAGAUAGAAUAUCCCUGUCGUCUGAGUUAAGUUUAAAAUGAGUCUUUAUUUGUAUGCCAAAAUCUUUUUCACUGAGGCCAAAAUAGUUAUAUUUAUUUGAACACAUAUUGUCAUUUGUUGUUAAUGAAAUUAAAUGACAUUUAGUAGUUAUAAUUUAAUAUUUGUUAUAAUUAUGGUCCCUCGAAGUAACAAUUACAAAACAGCAAUAAACAUUCCUUCGUCUCUUGAAUAACAUCACUGUUUAUGAUUUUAAAUUUCUAAAUGCAAUUCUGCAUUAUUAGAUAUUUUAGAAAUUGUUGAUGUGUGAAUGGAUAUUAUAUUGUUGAAAAUAUUUUAUUAGAAUAGGCUCAAAUGAGGUUUAAUAAUGUGCAUAUUUUAAAGUGGGGAAAUGUAAAUUUUAUUUGUACAGCAAUACUUCUCGGUCAAUUUCACAGUCUGUAAUCAUCUUUAUGUUCAAAAACUAUAAAACAUUUUUUUUUUUUAAACCUUGCUGACAUCCCUCUUUCAUUAAUGUAAUGAAUAGUUUUGUAUAAUUUAUACAUCAUCAUAAAACUGUUUUUGGCUUUAUCAAAAUUUCACACAUUCACAUUUUUUAUUUGUAUUUACAGUUUCAUAAAGUAGUGGAAAUCAAAUAUACCUAGUCAGGUCAUAAAUUCUGUCACAUGUUUAAUGUAAAAUAAUUGAAACAAGUUUAUUCAUUAUGUAACCAUUCAUAUACCAAAAUGAACUUAACAAAACAUAGAUUCUUAUGACACUAAAGUUUAUUCAAAAUGACCUCCGUGAUUUUGAAUACAGGCCUUCAAUCUGCGCGGCCAGUCGUCUAUCGCAGCACGAACGAGGUCCAUGUCAAUAUCGGCGGCUGCCUUAAUCAAGGAUGUCUUGAGUGACUCCAAAUUGGGAUGAGGCUUUGAGCACGCCUUUUCCUCCAAGUGUUGCCAUAUCUUGUAAUCUAACGGAUUCAAAUCUGGACUGGAGGAGGGCCAGUCUUCGUGCCGGAUGAAGUCGAUUUCACGCGCCGCCAGCCAGUCUUGUGUGCUCUUCGCUCUAUGAGCUGGCGCCGAAUCUUGUUGGAAUACCCAGUGCCUGUUAUUGAACAUGGUAUGAGAAACAGGUUCCACAAGGUUCGUCAGGACUGUAUUUUGAUACACAACUGCAUUCGUUUUUACACCUUUCUCACAAAAAUGUACCUCUGUUAAGCCCCAAUAAGAAACUCCCAACCAUACCAUGAGCGAGGAUGGAAAAUGACCUCGUUGGACACGCGGAAUACGGUUGCUCGCUUCUUCACUACUGUGUGCGUACACCUUAUCAUUUUGUUUGUUGUAGCUCUCUUCUACGGUAAAAAUUUUUUCAUCCGAAAAAAGAGUUUCCCGAUAUUUUUUUCCCGCGUACCGCUUCAACAAAGCGCGGCAUCUCUUCAGUCUCAGGUCCAUUAGACGAGCAUUCAAACGAUGUCCUGUUUUUCUUCGAUAUGCCCGAAGCCCUAAGUCUUCAUUUAACACCCUUUUCACCGUGGUUCUGCUUAACCCCAUCUGAAGGGCCAACAGUUUCUGCUUACGUUUGGGAUUUCUUUGAAUUCGCGCCUUCACAGCUUUUAUCACUGCUGGAAUCCUAACAGACCGAGGGCGACCACUUCUUGACCUGUCAUCUACACUAGAGUCUUCAUUGUAUCGUUUGAUGGUACGAUAAACGAAUCUUUCGGUAAUAUUCAAAAUUUUCAGUAUGUUAAAAAUUUGAAUUGGCGCGUAACCGCAACGAUGCAACGCAAUAACUGCAACACGGUCUUCUUUAAGCGUCCACUCCAUAUUUAAAAAUGAGUAAAAUUCUAAAAGUAUAGGUACAUUUUUAUUUUCAUGAACAAAUCGAAAUUCGAAUUCAAUAAACUUUUUUGUGGCCAGCAUUCUAAAAGAAAAGUUUUUACUGAGUGACAAUACUUAUGACCUGACUAGUUAUAACAUUUUUAGAGAAUACUGAACGAUCCCAUGUACUUUAAUAAUUGUUAAAUUCCAACGGUUUUUUUAAGUUAACUGUGCACGGCUUUUUUAUUUCCUAAGACAUUAAAUUAUUUUUUUAAAUAAAUAGAAAUAAAUAAAUUAAAUCCUCGUGCAACUAAAAACACGCUCUACGUUUUCUAAUUUAUAAGUGAGUAGUACAUCAUGCCUGAUAUUGAAAAUUAUAUUUCAAAAAUGCUUAAAUUAAUUUGAAAGUAACUUUUAAAUUUGUAUGUUUUCGCUAUACUCAAUCAAUCGGAGAACAACAUUGUGGAAUACACAAAUUGAUGGAAUGUCAUAACAUAAAUCGUCGAAUUAAAACUUAUAUACUCUGGUCCAUUAUAAUAAUUUUUCGAUCAUUUGCAAUGAAGUAUUAUUGUCUAUUUAGCAGUUGUUUGUGACGAGAAUAAAGAAAUCAAUUCCAAAAAUAUAACAACAGAUUUACUGAAAUCUGGAAUUUUCACAAGAUACGGAUUCUUCUUGCACAAUUUUUUUUUUUUUAAAUUAGAUUAUAAAAAAGUAACAUUAUCUUAAGUUUUAUUACAAUCGUGUCGACAGUAACAAAUUAGCUAUUACAUAAUGAAGUAGCAGCUUGUAAUGGAGCAGCAAUCAAAGCAUUAAAAAUGUAAAUAUUGGUAAUUUUUAUAUGUACCUACCGUCUCGUUUAUAUCACGAAUAAAUAAAUAUUAUUUGUACGUGAUGUUUGUUGACACGUUAGUAAAUUUUGACAAAACAAUUUUUAGAAAUCCAUAAAAAAAAUGAUUACAAAUUAUCAUGAAUCAAUGUAAAUUAUUUCACACGUCAAUCAAAACUGAUGGCUUCUUCUGGAUUUAAUAAUAAAAAAUCAUGUAUGCAAUUAUUCUUUUUUUGUUUGCGAUAAAUAAAAUGCUAUAUUUGGCCAAAAUAAUCGUCAAUUGUAUGAUUAUUAUUUAAUGAUUAAGGAAUUUCAUGACUAACGUUUUGCAAAUAUUUUAGGUGAAAAUUAUUUUUAUACUUGAAAUCAAAUGUAUUAUAACGUGUUACAGAGAUUUCUCAUCACAUUUUGCUAAAUGAAACUAAAGCAAGUACAUAGUGCUUUGUUCGUAUUUGAAAUUGUUAUUUAAAUAACACAUUCGAAAAUAUUAAAAUUUUUAAUUGUAGUCCGCAAAAUCUAUAAACAGCCAAAAAUACCCUCUCAACACCCCCAUUAGCCUUAUUAAUUGCCUAAUGUUUUAACUGAAGAGAAUAUUUUAAUAGUUUUAUUAACUUAUUAAAAAAAUAUAAAUAUUAAAUCAUCUAUACAUAGAAUGUAUAAAAUUUAAGGUAUAAUUUACGUUAGUUAAUAAUGUACAAUAGUUUGUAUAAAAUAAAGUUGACUAAUAUCUGUAAGUUCUGUUAUGUAGAGAUUUUUGUUUGUAAUAUUGUUACAUUACUACGUGGACUUCUCGCACGGGGUCCAAUUUUUAUAAUCUAACCAAUAAAAUAUCGAUGUGGUUGUACAUUUGAAUUUUCAAUAGAUUGUAUUUAUUAAAUAUUUUGCGUUGACAAA
Messenger RNA from Bombyx mori (domestic silkworm), 8406 nucleotides. RefSeq lists its product as uncharacterized. Bases 504 to 4646 code for a protein of 1380 amino acids. Gene Ontology annotation, cellular component: SCF ubiquitin ligase complex. The record is from RefSeq and is a predicted model, not a curated record. Gene Ontology annotation, molecular function: protein binding. The transcript has 10 exons. Lineage: Eukaryota; Metazoa; Arthropoda; Insecta; Lepidoptera; Bombycidae.